Molecule: messenger RNA, 2861 nt
Organism: Oryzias melastigma (Indian medaka)
Lineage: Eukaryota; Metazoa; Chordata; Actinopteri; Beloniformes; Adrianichthyidae
Gene: prdm5
Product: PR domain containing 5
Exons: 16
Coding region: 190-2082 (630 amino acids)
Biological process (GO): regulation of transcription by RNA polymerase II
Cellular component (GO): nucleus
Molecular function (GO): protein binding; DNA-binding transcription activator activity, RNA polymerase II-specific; RNA polymerase II cis-regulatory region sequence-specific DNA binding
Source: RefSeq, a predicted model, not a curated record
ACGCAGGCGGCAGACGGCUGCAGACAGCAAGGUAGCCUCUGGUUACAAACUUUGGACCAAUCAGGACGCAGCUCCUCUUCCUGCUGCAGGAGCAGCUCAAGUCCAACCUGGAAGACAGAAAGUCUGCGCUGCUCACGCCGCCUGCCCUCCGGUACUCCUCUAAAUGUGUGAGGAACUCUUGUCCCGGUGAUGACAAUGUUGGGGAUGUACGUGCCGGACAGAUUCUCCCUGAAAUCGUCAAAGGUCCAGGAUGGAAUCGGUCUUUACACGGCGAGGCGAGUGAAAAAGGGAGAGAAGUUUGGUCCGUUUGCCGGUGAGAAGAAGCUGCCCGGUGAGCUGGAUGAAAGCUCAGACACCAGACUCAUGUGGGAGGUCCGCGGCGGUAAAGGAGAUGUGCUGUAUAUUCUGGAUGCGAGUAACCCCCGCUACGCCAACUGGCUGCGGUUUGUCCAUCAGGCGCCUUCACAGGAGCAGAAGAACUUGGCAGCCAUUCAGGACGGGGAGAACAUUUUCUACUUGGCCGUGGAUGACAUUGAGACGGACACGGAGCUUCUGAUUGGCUACCUGGAUAGUGACAUGGAGGAGGAUGAGGAGGAAGAGGAAGAAGACAUCAACGAUGAAGAUGAGACCAGCAAGGAGUCCAGGCAUCUUGUAGAAAUGGAGCUUGUCAUAAAGAAGGAAGACCACCCCUGCCUGCUGUGUGAGAGCAGCUUCCCCAGUGAGGAGAUCCUGGCCGCUCACCUGCAGAGUCUGCACCAGAGGCCCAGCACUGAGGAGAAGGAGUUCAAAUGCAGGAACUGUGGCAAGAAGUUCCCCAUCAAACAAGCUCUGCAGCGCCAUGUUCUGCAUUGCUCUGAGUCGCUGGAUCCAUCAGGGGACUCUAAAGCUCACCAGUGUUCCUUUUGCCACAACACCUUCAACUCAGAAUCCAGUUUUGAACAGCAUAAAGAAGCCUGUAAAGGAGACGCCAGGUUCAUAUGUAAAGCAGAGAGCUGCGGAAAAAGAUUCAAGAGCAAGGACGCUCUCAAGAAGCAUAAAGGCAACGUUCACACAGGGAAUGGGAGGCGGAAACUGACGUGCACCAUAUGCAACAGAAAAUGUUCAUCUUCCCUGAAUCUCCAGGAGCACAGAAAGAUCCAUGAAAUUUUUGAAUGCCAUGCAUGCGACAAGAAAUUCAUCUCCACCAACCAGCUGAAGCGUCACAUGAUCACGCACUCAGAGAAGCGGCCGUAUACCUGUGAGAUCUGCAGUCGAUCGUUCAAGCGCCUGGACCAGGUGACGGCUCACAAGAUCAUUCACAGCGAGGACAAGCCGUACAAGUGUAAGCUGUGCGGAAAAGAGUUCGCUCACCGAAACGUCUACAAGAAUCACAAAAAGACACACUCUGAGGAAAGGCCUUUUCAGUGCGAGGAGUGCAAAGCGUUGUUCCGCACCCCUUUCUCGCUACAGCGCCACCUUCUCAUCCACAACAGUGAGCGGACAUUCAAGUGUGACCAGUGCGACGCCACCUUCAAGAGAAAAGACACGCUCAACGUCCACAUCCAGGUGGUGCACGACGGACACAAGAAGUACAAGUGCGACCUGUGCGAGAAGGCCUUUGUCACGCCGUCUGUCCUCAAAAGCCACAAGAAGACUCACACAGGGGAGAAGGAGAAGAUCUGUCCAUACUGCGGACAAAAGUUCGCCAGCAACGGCACGCUGAGAGUCCACAUCCGCAGUCAUACAGGUGAGCGACCGUACCAGUGCCCGUACUGCGACAAAGCUUUCAGCAAGAACGAUGGCUUGAAGAUGCACAUCCGGACUCACACCCGGGAGAAGCCGUAUAAAUGCAGCGAAUGCAACAAGGCCUUCAGCCAGAAGAGAGGACUGGAUGAGCACAUGAGGACCCACACGGGAGAGAAACCUUUCCAAUGUGAUGUGUGCGACCUGUCGUUUAGCUUGAAGAAGAUGCUCAGCAGGCACAAGCUGACGCACAACCCCAACCGGCCCAUGGCGGAGUGCCAGCUGUGCCACAAGAAGUUCACCAGGAAUGACUACCUCAAAGUACACAUGGAGAACGUCCACGGGGAGACGGAAAGCUGAACCAGUUAUGGGAGGAGAUCCCAAGAUAAAACUGGCCUUUAUGUUCCAGUAAAGUUCAAACAUGCUGUUUACAGAGACAGAUAGAUAGCAGAAAUGUUGUUAUUAAUAAUACAUGAAUUGGAAAUGUGGGGAACAUUAAGGCUAAAACACAGGCUGUGCCUUCGUCCUUUUUUCCAUAGUUCAUUUGUUUUUGAUAUUUGAACAGAUUUCCUGAUAUGGAGCCGCAGAGUCUGCUCAGUCUUCCAUCUCACAUGCAGUUUUUCUGACAACCUGCUUUCUUGUCUUAAGUCUUUACUGUUCAGUUGCGACCAUUUGCCAAAAGUCUGUGACCAAAAGCAUUUCUGUCUCUGUUCUAUGCAUGUGUUCCAUAUGUUCACACCUUAACGUUUCAAGUGGCACCUGUUUGUAAGUCCAAACUCCUUUUGUUGUAUUUAAUGGCUUUACUGUGUACUGUGCUGCGCGGACUGAAGAUGGAGAGCUCGGAAAACAGUAACCAGCUGCAUAAUCCGAAACAGCUCUGGGCUCUUAGCUGUUGUUUACAUGAUAGUCAGGCAUUAUAAACAUGCUGUCGUUGGCCUUUCAUGCAGCUUCUCUGGAUGUACUUUGGGAAAAGGUAAUUUAAUUAGACCCAAUAUUUACAAGUUCUUUUUUGGUGGGAGUUGUUGCAGCUCCUCAUCAUUAGCUCAAGAAGAAAGACUUCUCCUUGAACGUGUUUUGUCAUUAUCGAGCCCAUUAUGCUUUUACAUUGUUCGGCUUUAAAUACACUUUCACAAAUUUAA